UGAGACUUGGGAGGCACGCUCCUCCUUUUCUGUGUGUCUGACUAGAAUGGAGAAACAGGGGUUUGGGGUUUCUGCGUUCCUUUUAAGCGACAGAGAAAAAGGCUCGACGCAAUCUAGUAUAUCUUUGAAGAAAGGAGAAGUGAAGCAAGCCAUCAAACUCGUCUCAUAUUAUCAUAUCCUGCUCGAGAUGUUGACUCAACCACCAAACUCGCCAGUCAAAUUGAUACACGAUUCAGCCGAUACAUUGAAAUCGGAGGCGACGGAGAAUGGAGUGGUGGUGGUGGAUCUCCAAGAAAACGCAGCCAACUGGGCUGAGGUAGUGAAGGAGGUUGCGAAACUGGAGACAAAUAUCUUUCCUGGGUACGAAUCACUAUUUACAUACACUGAGGAACAACUCAGGCACAAGAAAUCUGAAUUACUCUAUGUGGAGGUUGAUGGAGAGAUUGUUGGCUAUGUGAUGUAUUCUUCUCCUCCUUCAUUGUCUGUUACCAUACUCGAACUCGCAGUGAAAGAGAGCUGUAGAAGGCGAGGUUAUGGAGAGGCAUUGCUGAAAGCUGCUAUCAGUAAAUGCAGAGCCAGAAAUGUUAAACGUGUAUUGCUCCAAGUCGAUCCCUUGAGGAUUUCCGCUAUGGAGCUCUACAAGAAACUUGGUUUCCAAGUUGAUACCUUCAUAAAAGGAUUUUACUCUACUGGUCAAGAUGCUUACGCAAUGUACUUGGAAUUUGAUUCUGAUUAGCAGGUUAUAAUUUCGGUUUAUUGUUUGAAGUGAUCCAUUCAUGCACAACAUGGAUUUGAACUUGUAUGUUGAGGUCACGAUAACAUGACCAUGUAAUAAACCAUGUAUUGAGCUCCCAAAGUUGGGCACUGAAAAAGCAUUUCGUCUUCAUCUUCCAACCCUUUUAAAGAGUUCCAUCACAUUUUAAUGCAGAGGAGCAGCAAGAAUCGGGAAGAAAUAAUAAACAUAAUUAUGUAUAGAGAAUGGAAACUGGGCUUCCAAAUUGAUACCUUCAUACAAGAAUAUUACUCUGCCGAUCGAGAUGCCUAGGCAAUGUACUUGGAGUUUGAUUCUGAUUUACAGGUUAUUGUACACAAUUUCAGUUGCUUGUUUAAUAAACCAUGUAUUGGGCUCCCAAAGUUGGACACUGAUUAGCA
Tripterygium wilfordii is the source of this 1152-nucleotide messenger RNA. RefSeq lists its product as uncharacterized. Lineage: Eukaryota; Viridiplantae; Streptophyta; Magnoliopsida; Celastrales; Celastraceae. Gene Ontology annotation, molecular function: acyltransferase activity, transferring groups other than amino-acyl groups. Bases 47 to 736 code for a protein of 229 amino acids. The transcript has 3 exons. The record is from RefSeq and is a predicted model, not a curated record.